AUGCAGGUGGGGAGGAGCGCGAUAUCGCAAGACUACGAGGCAGGAGCAGAGAGCAUCUCGAUCAUUUCGCCGCUCGAACUGUUCGGUCCUCUGGUGCAUUACGUCAAGGUCGAUGGGCAGUUCAUGAUAUGCCUUGUGGACGGUGUCUCUCACUUGACCGUGAGGACGGCAGGGAGCUCAGCAAUCAACGUCGUCAAGGUGGAGAACAACAAACUCUCUGUGACCCCCAUCUCUGUUCGAACACCUGGAAAGGAAGGAGACGCCAUCGUCUUCGCCGGCAGCGGGGCUUUCGGACUCGCGGGAUCGCCAGGCACAGGGCUGAAGGAGUCACGGAUUGAUAUGAGCGUGUUAGUGAGAGAAGUGGAACUGCUCGACUCCCUUCAGGCUUCCGAUACGAGUGCGAACGAGAUGGUUCAGAGACGCACGAUACUGGCUGCAGAGAGACAACACGAGGCGGAAAGGUGGGAGGAAGAGGGAGAUGCUUUAUUCUGGGAGGGAAUACAGGAAGAGAUAAAAGAAGACCCUAUCAAACUAUUCUAUUGCCCUAUUCUAGACAGCAGAGCCCACCAUUUGAAUCAAAGUGCAAGGUUGAAGUACAACGAGGCCGCAAGACUUUUCGGGAUGUGCAUCGAGGUGGAUAACACCAUCACUCGGUAUUACGCCAAGAGAUGCGCAGCUUACUGCAAGUUGGUCCGUUUCGAGAUCGCCGAGUUAGAUGCCACCAAGUUUUCCAGCAUUCUUCCAGACACUCCGACCGCGCACAUGCUGAAAGCUGUCGUGAUGGACGGCAAGAAGCAAUUCAGUGCAGCGAUCCAUCACUUCAAGGAAGCGUUGAAGCUCGCUGACCUCAUCGUUUACGACGACCUCAGGGUUUGGUCGACCGGCACUUUGAUCCGAGAUAGCCUCCAGAAGACUGUCCGAUCGCAACAGGAUCAGAUUGAGCGAGCAAAGACAGCUAAUCUACAUGGAAUCCAAUGGAGGGAGAAGGGAGAGUACUCCAAGGCAAUCCCAUGUCUGCAGGAGGCGAUCCAUCUCAACGCGGUCUCUCUCGGCAAGGAACACCCCUUCUACGCCACCACUCUGAGCAACGCAGGGUCUUGCUACGAGGCCAUGGGCAACUACGACGAAUCUCUCAAGAUCUACAAUACGGCCUUGACUUUGACGGGCAACUCUUGUCAGGGAGUUCUCGAGGUGCUGGUGAUGUCCGGCAGACACCUUCCCAGCCUGCGGGAGGGAGAGGAAUGUCGGUGUAACCCAUACGUGGAGAUAGAGGAAAUGCGAAGUCAAGGGAUAGAGGAAGUGCAAGGUCAAGGGAUAGAGGAAGUGCAAGGUCAAGGCCAGCGAAUGAAAUUCCGCACACACGUCCGAAGGUGUGACCUGCAACCCAAGUGGAAUCAAGUGAUUCGAAUCCCUGAAAUCCAUGGCGACUGUAAGGUUGUGAUUCGCUUGAAGAGCGAACAUCACAUGCGCAAAAUUUAUCGGGAGAAACUUGAAAUUGAGAGAAAGGCGCUGGAAGAAAAGCAAGAAGAGAUGAACAAUCUCACUUCUUCCUUGGAAAAGAAUCAAGAAGAAGUAGAUUUCCUCAGAAGUCAGGGUAAGCGAAGACAGUCUCUGCUCUUGCGGAAACAAGAGGCAUUGAAUGAUGAACUGCAUUUCUUCAAGCUACGAGAAACAGCAUUAGCAAAUGUCAAGGACAACAUUUCUCAUUUGGAAAUGCUCGAAAACAGUUUAGAAGAUAUUGAGAUCGGAUCAUUCAUCUUCAAUGUUUCAUCUUUGUCCAACAAUUUGUCAGGGGGUCAUGAGUUUGAAAGCUUUGCUUGGCACGAAGUCUUAGAUGUGCAUGGAAAGCAGGUGCGAGGAGAAGAUUAUGGGAUCACGGCAAUCCAAACUCAAACCAAGUGGAUGCCUGUAUCAUCGGAAUAUUCUUUCAAGCUGUCGAACGUUGGGAAUCUGCACAGGAUUCUUGCUGAGCGACAUUUUUCUGUUUCAGGAGGACAGCUGGACGUAAGGAAGAUGGAGUAUCACUUCGAAGUAGCCGAAAAGAGCCUGGAAGCCUCGAUUGUCGUCAUGAAGAGGCAGAGCUGUGAAGUGGACGAAUACUACCUGAUCCCGGAGAUGGUGAAGGAGAUGAAGUUUGACCUUGCUCCCUCCGACGAAGCCUGCAUUGUGCUCGAGAAUCUUGGCCGUUUGUUCUACAGUCGAAGUCUAGAGCAGAAGCUUCCCAAGGGAACUCCCGAGCAUGAAAUCGCGCAUCUGACAGAGACCUGGAAGAAAUACCACAAGAAAGCGCUGAGAGUGUUUGACCUGGCGCUCGACAUCAGGUCAAAACUCUCCGGAGAGGACGAGAAGUACCUGGAGCUGCUGAAGCUCCUGGUGAACCUGCACACCGAGAAGAACAACUACCAGGACGCGUACACGUUGCAGGAGCGAGCUCUCGAGCUCACCCGGCGGAUCCAUGGGGAGGAAAGCGCGGCCUGGAACUCCGAGCUCGCCGUCAUGUCGGAGCUGCACGCGCAGGCGGGAGAGUCGAGGGUGGUGGAGCAUGGCAGCACAUGGCACAUCGACUCGAACCGAAGCUGGCACUGGGACGUGGCCGUAGGAAUCUCCAAGAGGAUUCAGAAACAGUCGACCGGGAUGCAGCGGAGGUAUCAGCAAGCAGAUGUCAAGUUUCAGCAGGAGGAGGACUCCAUGUUGGAAGAGAGGACUCGCAUCCUGAACCCGCCGCCCAUCACAGACUUCUCCAUCCAGAGCAAGCAUGCUUCGCUCUUUUCCAAGUUGUCAUCGUCGCGCGAUCAAGACCCAAGUGCGUCGAUGCCGUUGAGCAAGACAAGGGUCCGGGCAGCGAAGUUUGAGUUUCCCGACAGACUGCAAGUGCGCAUGGAUGCUCAGCAUUGGCCAAACCGUCUGAUACAUACGAAGAGAUCGUAA
Messenger RNA from Guillardia theta CCMP2712, 2928 nucleotides. RefSeq lists its product as hypothetical. Gene Ontology annotation, molecular function: protein binding. The record is from RefSeq and is a predicted model, not a curated record. The transcript has 4 exons. Lineage: Eukaryota; Cryptophyceae; Pyrenomonadales; Geminigeraceae. The coding region runs from base 1 to 2928 and encodes 975 amino acids.